Molecule: messenger RNA, 2439 nt
Organism: Papaver somniferum (opium poppy)
Lineage: Eukaryota; Viridiplantae; Streptophyta; Magnoliopsida; Ranunculales; Papaveraceae
Exons: 5
Coding region: 1-2439 (812 amino acids)
Source: RefSeq, a predicted model, not a curated record
AUGCAACAGCUCAAUAUUCAGAACUUCUGGCAUGUCAAUCCUGGAGGGGUUAGUGGUACUGCUGGAGGGAUAUUAUUGAUAUGGAAGCACCAUCUUGAUGUUGAAAUUAUGGAUUGCUCCAUUAACCAUAUUAAUGCUACAAUCAAGCAUACCAGUGGCCCUUCUUGGCUCUUUACUGGUUAUUAUGGCAGUCCUUAUGAUACUGAUAGUAAACUUAGCUCUUGGAAAUACAGUACCCAAACUUUGGACAAUAUUGAAACUAAUAUCUUUAGCAACAAAAUUGUGGAUUUCGAUCUAAAUGAUUUGGGAAAUGUUGGAUGUCCUUUCACUUGGUCUAAUAAGAGAAGUGGUCCUGCUUUUACUGAACAGAUACUAGAUAGAGGAUUAGCCAAUGAACCUUGGCUGCUUGUCCAUCCAAACUCUACUAGGAAUAUAUCUGGUUCUAGUGCUUUUAUCAUUGCUAGAAAGCUCAAAGACAUUAAACUGAAACUCAAAGACAGAAAUGAAGCUUUAAAAACUGCUACUCAAGUGCUUAGAGAAUGGCAAGACAUUGAGGAAAAAUUCUGGAAGAUUAAAAGCAGGGAUCAAUUCAUCAAGUUGGGAGAUAAGAACAAAAGUUAUUUUCACAGAACCACAAAAUGCAGAAUAAGAAGAAACAAGAUAGAUUCUAUUCAAGAUAGUGUUGGAAACUGGAUUGAAGACUACCAUGAAAUUAAAUACUGUUUCACUAAACACUUCUCUAAGAUGGCUAUUACUGAAUCACCUGAAAUGAACCUUGAAAUCAUCAAUCUCAUCCCCACCACUAUAACCAUUGCUGAUAACAACAAUCUCAACAGAAUUCCUGAAGAUUAUGAGGUCAAAAGUAUUCUCUUUAGUAUGGCCAAAGACAAAGCACCAGGGCCAGAUGAAUUCCCCCCUAGUUUUUUCCAAGCCAACUGGGAUAUUUUUGGAGAGGAUCUAAUCAAAAUGGUUCAGCAUUUCUUCAAGUCUGGGCACCUUCUCAAAGAAAUGAAUUCAACUUUCAUAUCACUGAUACCCAAAACUAAGAAUUCAUCAAACCCCAGUCAUUUCAGACUCAUCAGCCUCUGCAACACCACAUACAAAAUCAGAUCCAAACUAGUGGAAUGGAAAUUUCUUAUUACUAUUAUAGGAAAAAUUGGAUUCAACUCUGACUGGUGCAACAAGAUUAUGCAAUGCAUUUCAACCACCUCCACUGUUGUGUUAAUAAAUGGUUCUCCUGAUAAAUUCUUCAAUCCCUCUAGAGGGAUGAGACAAGGGGAUACCCUAUAUCCCUACCUAUUUCUAUUCUGCAUGGAAGCUUUGUAUAGAACCUUAUCUCAUGUUGAAGACUUGGGAAUCAUUUCUGGAGUUCAAAUUUGCAAGAAUGAUCCUUCUAUAAACCAUCUUCUAUUUGCUGAUGAUUGUAUGGUUUUCUGCAAAGCUAAUCUCUCUGAAGCCCAAAAUCUUAAGGAUAUUCUAAACCUCUUUGGAAAUACUUCUGGUCAACUUAUAAAUUUCAGAAAAUCUGGUGUUUUCUUCAGCAAGAAUAUUAAUCCCGCUCUUAUGCCUAACAUCUGCAAUCUUCUAGGAGUUCAAGCUCUUCCUAUAAAUGACAAGUAUUUAGGAUCUCCUCUCUUUACUCAUAAAAGCAUAAUUCAAUCUUUCAAGCCAGAUGUGGAAAAGAUGAAGAUAAAUCUGUCAAGUUGGAAGAACUCCCCCUUAAACCCAGCUGGAAGAGAGGUUGUCAUCAAAUUUGUUACUUCCACAGCCAGCAUCUACCAAAUGAAUUGCUUUAGAAUUCCAAAGAAAAUUUGCCAAGAUAAGAACAAGCUUCAAAGAGACUUCUUCUGGGGUAAAAAAUUAGAAAAUCCCACAGGUUACUAUCCAAAAGCUUGGACAGCUAUAUGUAAACCAAAAGAUAUUGGUGGUCUUGGAUUCAUGAAUAUGAAACUCUUCAAUAGUGCCAUGAUAACAAAAAUAGGGUGGAGGAUGGAACAAGAUAAGGACUCUCUAUGGUACCAAUUGAUGGAUGCCAAGUAUGUACUGGGAAGAAAUGUACUCAACAUGGAUACCAAAGCCAAAGAUGGAGACUCCUGGAUAUGGAAAGGAAUUCUAGAAGGUAUCCAAAACAUUCAACAACAUUGUGUCUGGAGGAUAGGCAAUGGCAACAAAAUUAAUAUUUGGGAAGACCACUGGCUACCUAACUCAACAGACAAGCUUUCAAAACCUGCAAACUGCCCAAAUAAUACUCAGUUUCUAGCUCAUUUAAUGACAGACCAAAAGGAAUGGAAUCUGCAGUUUAUCCAACAACUCUUCAGCCCUGACAUUACUCAAGCCAUCACUAAUCUAGAUAUCCACCCAGGGAAGAAGACAACAUACACUGGAAUCUCAACAGCACAGGAAAAUUCUCUGUCAAAGCUUUGUACAAAGCCAAAAUAG